AGUAAUAAAUUAAAUUAUAAAAAACUUAGACCUUUCGAAAUUAUUAAAAAAGUCUUACUAAUUAAUUACGAACUAAGAUUACUAAAUAUAAUACGAUACUAUCCUAUUUUCUAUAUUUUAUUACUUAAACUUAUAUUAAAAAGCUUAUAUAUAAAAGAUUAUAUUAUUAUUAAACUAAAUUAA
Messenger RNA from Colletotrichum tamarilloi, 183 nucleotides. RefSeq lists its product as uncharacterized. The record is from RefSeq and is a predicted model, not a curated record. The transcript has a single exon. Lineage: Eukaryota; Fungi; Ascomycota; Sordariomycetes; Glomerellales; Glomerellaceae. The annotation marks the transcript as partial.